Amphibalanus amphitrite is the source of this 2340-nucleotide messenger RNA. Its product is annotated as nocturnin-like. Gene Ontology annotation, molecular function: 3'-5'-RNA exonuclease activity. NCBI's taxonomy places the organism in Eukaryota, Metazoa, Arthropoda, Thecostraca, Balanomorpha, Balanidae. The coding region runs from base 160 to 1254 and encodes 364 amino acids. The transcript has 5 exons. The record is from RefSeq and is a predicted model, not a curated record.
GCCACAGAAUUGGUAUCACGGGUAUCACGCAGGCAUCACACUAGCAGCAGGGCCAUUAUUAUUAGCAGGGGGGUUGCUUUGCAUUGCGCUGGGCUGCUUUAUUUUAUUAUUGUGUUAUUAUCUUUACUGGAUUUAGAUUGAUUUUUUUUCUGGCUGGAAAUGGACAUAUUAACAAAGCUCAAGGACUGGAUUACUGUUCCAAGGCUGGGCAGUCUUACAGCUGCACCAAAGAGUCAUGACAGCCAGGACACUGAGGAUGACGGGGUGACAUUUCCAUCUGACCACAUGACUCCAGAGGAGAUGGAGCGUCACUGUCAGCAGCAGCUGAAGAGCCUGCCGCCACUGCUGACCCGCCAGCUUGUGGAAUACCCACCGCCUGCGGAACAGUGCCUCACCGGCAAUAUCCGCAUCAUGCAAUGGAACCUGCUGUCACAAGCUCUGGGUGUGCACAAUGACAACUUCACUCAGUGUCCCGCCUGUGAUCUGGACUGGGGUAACCGGCGCUACCGCAUUCUGGAGGAGAUAGCGCACUACUCCCCCGACAUCAUCGGGCUACAGGAGGUGGACCACUUCAAGUUCCUGCAGAGGGGACUCGGCACUAUGGGCUACGAGGGCACCUUCUUCCCGAAGCCGAGCUCGCCCUGUCUCAGCAUCAAGUCCAACAACGGGCCGGACGGCUGCGCGCUGUUCUACCGUACGGACCGGUUCGAGCUGCUGCAGACCGUGACCAAAGUCAUCGACGUGUGGAAGGUGCAGAGCAACCAGGUGGCAGUGCUGUGCCUGCUGCGGGAGCGCCGCUCGGGCCGCGAGCUGUGUGUGACCACCACGCACCUGAAGGCGCGGCCGGGCGCGCUCAACAGCGCCGUGCGCUUGGAGCAGGGCCGCGACCUGAUGGCGUUCGUGGCGCCGCUGGCCGCCGGCCGGCCCGUGCUGCUCUGCGGCGACUUUAACGCCGAGCCGACGGAGCCGGUGUACGGCGCGGUGACGGGCGCCGGCCGGCUGCCGCUGGUCUCCGCCUACCGGCAGGCGGCCGGCGCCGAGCCCCGAUACACCACCUGGAAGAUCCGCGCCACCGGCGAGGUGUGUCACACGCUCGACUACGUGUUCAUUUCGGUGGGACGGUUCGCGGUGACGGCUCUGCUGCCGGCGCCCACAGGCGAGGCGCUGGGCCCGCGGCGCGCGCCCAGUCUCACCUAUCCCAGCGACCACUUCUCACUGGUGGUGGACCUACGGCUGCUGGCGGAGCCGGCGUAGCGGGCAGGGCGGCCCUGACUGUCGGACAGGUGAUCACUGAUCAGUGAACUGACUCCGUCCCCGGGCCGAGUGUCAGGACGGCGCGCGCGUCUGCGCAGCUCAGUGAGUGUUAGGAAGGUGAGACAGCGUGCCCCGCUCAGUGCCACUGGUACAGCUUGUUUCCUCAGUGUGCAUACUUGCCGGUUGAUAUUCUGAAUGUAGACAGCCUAAGCAUAUUUAAGAAGUGACUUACUGGUGGAAUAGCCAUGACAGGCAGUGUUGUGAAAGGUUUGGAAGGGGGUCCGUCAUUUCCAGAUCUGACAGUCUACAGCCCACUGGGAUGGUCCACGGUCGGCGCCCUAUUGUGGCUGCUGAGGUCGGAUCAUACUGCUGUAUUGACCCAGGGUGAUGACCGCGCCGGGGUGUACUGCAGACCGGGGUGUGCCUGCUCCGUGCCCGGGCGGCGCUCGGCAGCGGCGUCUUCGACUGGACCGCCGGCAGCCCGAGGGGUGGACACUGAACCGCUCUGUGUCCCAGACUCCGACCCCCGAUGAUUCACAGUCGUGUUCCUCGUUUGAAGCGUGUCCUCACGGCGCUCGUGUGUUGGCCCGAAACUGGUCUAGUCACCCGAUCUGGUCGGGUUUCGGCACCUCAGUGAUAUGCGGCGACUAGCUGAGACUAGAUGUGCGGUGUGGUAGUAGCUUAGCAUGACACGCCUUCUCUGUGCCUCCUCGCGUACAGACGGCGGCGCCAGAUCUAUAUACAAUCGCGCACUGAUUUAUUUUUAGAUUUGCUUAGAUCUGAAUGCCCGAACUUCCUUUGUAGUAAUAUUUGACUUGGUUUGUGUGCUGUGCAAUACUUUACCUCCGGAUUCAGGGGAUAUUGCUCGAAAUGCUUCAAUCAUCGUGAUGCAUUUCAAGUCGUAUUUUCUUCGCAUACAAUCAAACUUUUAUUGAGCUUUAGUGAAAUGCACGAAAUCAAAUAAGUUAUUCAAGUAUUUGUGUGUGUAGAGGACAUGACAGUAGCGCCUGAGAUCGCUCGCAUGGAUCCGUGGAUGAUGACUUUUGUCGCAUGAAAUAAAGAAAAUACAAGAUGACAUAUAUUUUA